This is a messenger RNA of Spodoptera frugiperda (fall armyworm), 850 nucleotides long. RefSeq lists its product as uncharacterized. Lineage: Eukaryota; Metazoa; Arthropoda; Insecta; Lepidoptera; Noctuidae. The record is from RefSeq and is a predicted model, not a curated record. Bases 68 to 835 code for a protein of 255 amino acids. The transcript is spliced from 5 exons.
UAUAUGGUAAAGUCUGUGAGACAAGCAUCAUCUUCAGCAGUACAACCAAGUAAUUCAUGGUAGAAUCAUGUUCCUCAAAAAGUCACUGUUUUUAGCGUUCACGGCUUUUGUUUUGUGUGAAUCUGGAUUCGUGGAACAAUUACCAAAAUGUAAGCUGAGCGACAAUGAAUGUAAAAGAGGCCUCAUUGAGUCUGCACUAAGGAUUCUUGCCAAAACGGGACUUCCUGAGAAAGGAAUUCCUAAAAUCGAUCCUUUCUCCAUUCACAAUGUCUCUCUGUCAAUUCCCGAUGUUAUUGACCUUACUUUAGUCGAUGGUCGUGUCAAGGGCAUCAAGGAUUGCGCUAUGAAUAAGUUUACCGCCAGUAUUGAAGAUGAACAUGCUUCUUUGGAAAUGACAUGUGACAUCACAAUCAAAGGGCAAUAUAAAGUAUUUUCUGACAGUCCUUUCAUCAAGACCUUCUCUGGCGGUGAAACUGUUAAUGGCGAAGGAAAUGGAAAAGUCAAAAUCGAUAAGAUAUUCCUUAGAUUUGACUUCGAUUAUUUCUUCCAAAAUCGAGAUGGACAGGUCUACAUCAAAUGCAAAAAUGAUAAAUUGAAGUAUAACUAUGACGUCAAAGGGAAAAUGGUGUUCUACGCUGAUAAUUUGUUCAUAGGAGGCAAAGAGUCCAGCAAGUCUGUGAUGGACGUGAUGAAUCAAAAUUGGAAGUUCUUGAUGACCACAUUCGGAAAACUCGCCGCGCACCAGAACUUGGUAUUGGAGGAAUUUUUUAUAGAGGUUAACUUCCUCGCGGUCCGGGCGACCAAGCCAAGACCCUCGUCCCGUUCAGAGUCAUAAAACAUGACCAUGACC